AUCAUCAUCAUCAUCAUCAUCAUGGAGACGUUAUACAUCGUCGGUGGACUAGUGGUCCUCGUGGCUCUAAUAGCCUUGAUCGAUGUCUCCCCGCAACUACAGCUACCACCACCACCACCACCCUCAGGUGUAUGUUCACCAUCAGAUUCGCCCUAUGUACCUACUUUCUCGCAGCAAGGGUCAUCCCACCAGCCAUCCCAACCCCAGCUCCCGUCUCCACGUCCAGCAAACCGAUAUCCCCAGACCCCUUCAAAAUAUUAUACACUUCAAGCGUCUGGGAGUUCGCAGCCCUCGCCGUAUCAGCCUCCUCCGCCGAGCGCACAAUACCUCCCAUCAGCCACCACCCCCCUUUUAUCUCGUCCUGCCUCGGUGCCCAAGCCCGUCUGUUACACCCCUCAGCAGCCAUGUCGUCCUGUCGCAAGAGUACCACUAGUAGUGCCUGUGGUGAUCGACUCCCAUGAACGUUCUGCUGCAAAAGCGCCGGAGGUACCUGUAGCGCGUGUAGUAAUCGACCCUCACGAAGACCCCAAGUCUCUUCGUCUCAAAGCCGUACAGGAGGGAAAUCGGAUGGGGAAAUACUUCAAGGAGAGGAACGAAGCGAAAGCUAGGAAUGACCAACAGCGUAUUAAAGAGCUUACUCAGAAGGGUGAGGCACACAGAGCAAACAUGAUACUUCUGGACAAGGAAGCCAGCGCAAAGAUAUUCCAAGAGAAUAACCAAAACCGCAGAAAUGAAGUUGAUCUCCACGGACUCUACGUCGCAGAAGCCAAAACUUAUUUCGACACUUCUGUUCAAGCAGCUUGGGACCGUGGAGAAUCAUCGCUUCGUGUGAUCGUAGGAAAGGGAAAUCACUCCGACAACAACAUCCCGAAGAUCAAACCUGCAAUCCAGACUCACGGGGAAAGUUUGGGAUUGUCGAUUGAAGUGGACCCUCGCAAUGAAGGCUGCCUUAUUGUAAGUCUUAAGUGAACUCACUGAAUGCCGAUUUUCCUGUGAUCUCCCUCGGAACUCGGGUACAUAAACUACUGCCCGCCUCUUUUCAUACCAAAGUCUGCUUGAGUGGGGAAAUGUACUACAAUUACAUAACCAAUGUAAAUUCUGACAACAAAUUCAAUAAUUAAUUACUGUACCGGC
Molecule: messenger RNA, 1134 nt
Organism: Suillus plorans
Lineage: Eukaryota; Fungi; Basidiomycota; Agaricomycetes; Boletales; Suillaceae
Exons: 6
Source: RefSeq, a predicted model, not a curated record